CCGCCUGCAUAAUUAAUCCAUAAAGAAGUCGUUCAAUCCUCCGCCCAGCCAUCGCGCCAUUGGUUGAGUGCUAAUCUACUUCCUGAUUUGCUGCUGUCAGUCUCGAUCCAAAUAAAUAGUAAUGUACCUGUGCCACCGUGCACAGGUUGCCAACGAGACUACGUUCCAGCUUUAAAGGUCCUGAAGACUGGGACAAACUGAGUGAUUUUUUUAUUUGUGACACAGGCAUCAAAAGCUCCACGGAUUGUCCGUGUUGUUGUUGUUUUUUUUACUUUUGAGAUGAAUCUGAACUAUACUUCUCCGGUCCCCCAGAUGCCGGCUCAAAGGUCAACGUCGUUCUUCAUUGAAGAUAUUUUACUACAUAAACCUAAACCUUUGCGAGAGGUGUUUCCCUCGCCCUUUUCAAACUCUCUUGCCUCCCGGAUGCCUCUUAUAGAGUAUGGAUAUCCACUUAUGCCUACGCCGAUACUGGCUCCUCAUCCGCAUCAUCCGUUACACAAACCUGAACACCAUCCGUACUUUUUCACCUCCGGAAUGCAGAUCCCUGCAUUAUUUCAGCAUCAUCCCGAAUUACCAGGGAAGCACUGCAGACGCAGAAAGGCCAGGACAGUAUUCUCAGACUCACAGUUAUCCGGACUCGAGAAAAGGUUCGAGAUCCAGAGAUAUCUGUCCACACCUGAGCGCGUGGAACUGGCCACGGCGCUCAGUCUAUCGGAAACACAGGUAAAGACGUGGUUUCAAAACCGGAGGAUGAAGCAUAAAAAACAACUGAGGAAAACACAAGACGACCAAAAAACCCCAAACGAUGUAGACAGAUCGCUGGAGAACACAAGCGAGAGCGAAAUGCACGAGAAAAGUACAGACGGUAAAAACGGCAUGAGUCCGGACAGAUACACGCUGGAAGACAAUGAAGAUGAUGUCGAUAUUGAAGAUGACAUUUGCUCUCCUGAACAUCUACUCUAGUAUUAUCAUGGACAAAAUUGUAAAUAUUAAUUACAGUCUUUUAGAUAGGAAAUUAUAUAUUGUUUUCUUUCUUUCUUUUCUUUUUUUUUGAGAGAGAGAGAGAGAGCAUUAGUCUAAUGUUAUAGCUUACUGUUCAAGCGCUUAAGAAAAUUAUGGACAGCUCAAGGACAUUAAAAUGAUGCGUGUCUAUUCAACAUUAUUAUUAUUAUUAUAGUCAUGGCUUUGUGUCUGACGACCCUUUUGUAAAUUUGGAAUGGAUGGUAAGUAACGUAGCCUACUGACAGUCUGUAAAUAGAUUUAUGAUAUGUACUUGAUAAAUAAUCAUUCGAGAUAUGUAACAAUUUUCAUUCCAACUAAAGUGUAACAUUUGACAUUUUCAGCACUUUCGCGGGACGAUGAUAUUUGUUGGCAUGUUGUGGACU
This is a messenger RNA of Carassius gibelio (silver crucian carp), 1385 nucleotides long. RefSeq names its product brain-specific homeobox protein homolog. The transcript is spliced from 3 exons. Lineage: Eukaryota; Metazoa; Chordata; Actinopteri; Cypriniformes; Cyprinidae. Gene Ontology annotation, biological process: regulation of DNA-templated transcription. Gene Ontology annotation, molecular function: DNA binding; DNA-binding transcription factor activity, RNA polymerase II-specific. The record is from RefSeq and is a predicted model, not a curated record. Bases 280 to 963 code for a protein of 227 amino acids.